Molecule: messenger RNA, 2539 nt
Organism: Anolis carolinensis (green anole)
Lineage: Eukaryota; Metazoa; Chordata; Lepidosauria; Squamata; Anolidae
Product: D-beta-hydroxybutyrate dehydrogenase, mitochondrial
Exons: 8
Coding region: 1-1491 (496 amino acids)
Biological process (GO): steroid metabolic process
Cellular component (GO): intracellular membrane-bounded organelle
Molecular function (GO): 3-hydroxybutyrate dehydrogenase activity
Source: RefSeq, a predicted model, not a curated record
AUGAUGGAAGCAACCACGGCUGGCAGGCAAAGCCUAAGGCACGAGAUGGGACGGGACGGGGGAUUUGACCCGGAGUGCAGGUGGAAACUGAGGAAAAGCGGGGCCUGCGCGAGAAAGGCCAGGAGGAGGAGUGGGCGGGGCCAAGGGGACGUCGACGCCGCGUCAAGGCCACACCCCCCUCGCGCCCCUCGGGGUGACGUCACUUCUGAGGAGGAGGAGGAGGAGGAGGAGGAGGGACCCAGGGAGCAAGGCCUCGCCGGCCGCGCGGUGCAAGGACGCCCGGAAGGAGAACCGGACGAGGAGGGAGGGAGGAAGGAAGGAAGGAAGAACCUGAGCGGAGGAAGAGGAGGAGGAAGGAGAACAAGGAGAAGAAGGAGAAAAGGGGAAGGAAGCAGGGCGAGGAGGAGGAGGAGGAGAGAGAUCUGCAGCCCAUGGCGACCCUCUUGGCGGCCUCCCGCCUCCCCGGCGACCCCUGGUCCAGCUGGCCAUCCAGGCCCCCAAACGCAAGGAAGCUGCUGCCAUUGCCCUGCGGCCCCCCCUGCAGCUCUGCCUCUCUGCCUCCCCCCACUCCACCUGCAGGGACGGCGCUCCUACACCACCACCACCGAAGUGGAAAAGAUCGGGGAGCGUGGUGUCCUGAUCACCGGCUGCGACUCCGGCUUUGGCUUUGCGCUGGCCAAGCAUCUCCACGAGAGGGGCUUCAUCAUCUACGCCGGGUGCCUCCUCAAGGAACAAGGCCGGGGGGGCUCCAAGGAACUGGACGACAUGAAGAGUGACCGCAUGCGGACCGUCCAGCUCAACGUCUGCGACAGUGAAGAAGUGGGGCGUGCCGUGGACCACGUGACUGCGACCAUGAAGGACGAGGCUGGGCUCUGGGGCCUGGUGAACAACGCGGGGAUCUCCACCUUCGGGGAAGUCGAGUUCACCAGCAUGGACACCUACAAGGAGGUGGCCGAAGUGAACCUGUGGGGCACCAUCCGCACCACCAAGUCCUUCCUGCCCCUCAUCCGCAGAGCCAAAGGCCGCGUGGUGAACAUCAGCAGCAUGAUGGGGCGCAUGGCCAACCCGGCGCGCUCGCCCUACUGCAUCACCAAGUUCGGGGUGGAGGCCUUCUCCGACUGCCUGCGCUACGAGAUGCGCCCUCAUGACGUCAAGGUGUGCAUCGUGGAGCCGGGCAACUUCAUCGCGGGCACCAGCCUCUACAGCCCCGAACGCAUCCAGGCCAUCGCCGACAAGAUGUGGGACGAGCUGCCGGAGAUCGUGCGGCGCGACUAUGGGCGGAAGUACUUUGACGAGCAGAUCGCCAAGAUGGAGUCGUACUGCAACAGCGGCUCGGCCGACACCUCCCCGGUCAUCGACAGCAUCACCCACGCCCUGACCUCCACCACCCCCUACACCCGCUACCACCCCAUGGACUACUACUGGUGGCUGCGCAUGCAGGUCAUGACCCACAUGCCCGCCGCCAUCUCCGACCGCCUCUACAUCUACUGAGCCAGGAGGGGUCGAGGGGAGGGGAGGGGGCUGGGGGCACUCCCCCCAUCACCACCGGGAGGGGAAGCCCCUUGGGCGGGCAGGAGGCGCGCUCCCUGUAGUCUCACUCCAUUAGUUGGGGCUCCACUUACUGUACUGUAGGCUAAGAGAGUCAUUAAUUUAACCUGGUGUAAUAAUUUAACCCUUUGCAUGGUGUGUCUGUCUCAUGGGCAGGGAGCAGCCCCCUCCUCUCUAAGGGGGGGGUGGUCCCGGCUCAGUGCCCAUCUUCUCUAUUUAUUUGGGGCACUCCCCCCCAAUGUGCCCUUCUCUCUGGAGACAACUAUGACUGGGAGGCUGUGGUCCAGAGACCCUCCCCUUUUCCUCCUUUGCACACACACUCCAGGGGGAGGGGCUCUGCAGCGGACCCUUUGCACUUGCCCCCCUUGCUGUCCCUCGUGGGCUCAUUCCUGUGGCAGCUCCGUGAGAACCGUCCACUCCUGCCCACUGGGGCACCAGGCGCAGGGUCACCGAGGUCGGAGUAAUGGCCGGCCAGAGGGAUGGGGGGAGGGGGCCCAGUUGUGGGGGGUACUCUCUGCACCCCCUCCCUUCCCUUCCCAUUGUCCACAUCGGCCACAACAAACCAACGCACAUUGGAGGAACAAAAUGCCACGAGCCUCCUGGUGGCAUUUAGGGUGGGGGGUUAGGGGAGGGAGACGGGGGGGAGGGCCUUGAGUAGCGACCUUUGGGAAAGGGAAGGGCUGCCCCCCCCCCCCCGGUCCUCCGUGGUUCCUCCUGCCCACAAGUGCAGGGACCGAUCCUUUAUUUUAAUUGUAGUUUUUGGUAAGAAAAGGCCACAAGGAAAUAUUUUUGUGAUGCUUCAGAGGUCAAGGAAAGGGUCACUGGAAAAGGGCUUUGGAAAUAUUUGUGAAAUAGGGGGAUUGGGGCUGGGGGAGGGGAGUGUGCGGCGGGGGCACGGCUUCACCCCCUUGACAAGCUGUUACAAAUCGGGAACGAGUCUGUGAUCAAAUAUUUUCUGCCUCCUUGAGUAACAUUAAACGACAGUGACGAA